CUCAACAACAGCAGCAGCGGCAGCAGCCUCACGGACAUCAUGAGUUAUACGUAUGGAGUAGGCGGCAUCUGGGCGUUUCUGGUCGUGGUGGGACUUUACAUGCUCUUUACCGGCAGCGGCGAGUCCUUCAACGUCGGAGCCUUUCUCGAAUCGAUAUCGCCAUACGCAUGGGCUAGUUUGGGAAUUUCCCUGUGCAUCGGCCUCUCUGUCGUCGGUGCCGCAUGGGGUAUCUUCAUCACCGGGUCCUCCAUCCUCGGCGCCGGCGUCAAGGCUCCUCGAAUCCGAACAAAGAACUUGAUCUCCAUCAUCUUCUGCGAGGUCGUCGCCAUCUACGGCGUCAUCAUGGCCAUUGUCUUCUCCUCCAAGGUCGAGGCCGUCCACGGCGCUGAACUCUACUCUGCCGACUCUUACUUUACCGGUUUUGCCUUGUUCUGGGCUGGCUUGACCGUCGGCGCGUGCAAUCUCGUCUGUGGUGUUGCGGUCGGCAUCAACGGCAGUGGAGCUGCGCUUGCUGAUGCGGCAGAUGGCUCAUUGUUCGUUAAGAUUCUGGUCAUUGAGAUUUUCAGCUCUGUCCUGGGACUUUUCGGUCUGAUCGUCGGCCUCUUGGUGUCAGAAAAGGCUCCUGCGUUUGGCGUCAAGCCCACUUAAGUAACUAUACAAGAGAGAGAAAUGACCAAAUAAUCCUCAACACUAUAGCACAGCCCAUCUCUCCCUGUGCAACUCUCUCUAUUUUCUCCACGAUCGAAUCACUCCACGAUCGAAUCAAAAGAGCAGGAAUUUGAUAUAUAUGCAUUGCGCCGAUAAUUUUUGGUUGGGCGUUUGGAAGACUGGGCUGUAGACGAUGUGCAUAUUUUUGUUUUGUUAUUUGAAGCUGUAUGACUAGCACCCCGUGUACACUAAAGACAGCUGCGGAUGCUUGAAUCUGGGCAUCUUCUUUUAAGAGCUAUGAAUGUUCAAAGAUCAAAAGAG
This is a messenger RNA of Trichoderma atroviride IMI 206040, 969 nucleotides long. RefSeq lists its product as uncharacterized. The record is from RefSeq and is a predicted model, not a curated record. NCBI's taxonomy places the organism in Eukaryota, Fungi, Ascomycota, Sordariomycetes, Hypocreales, Hypocreaceae. Gene Ontology annotation, molecular function: proton-transporting ATPase activity, rotational mechanism. Gene Ontology annotation, biological process: proton transmembrane transport. Gene Ontology annotation, cellular component: membrane; proton-transporting V-type ATPase, V0 domain.